UUUUCCACUCAAAGGCCCAUUUUUUCAACUCUAAAGUCUAAACCCCUCUCUCUCUCUCUCUCUCUCUCUCUCUCUCUCAUCCCUGUUGUUUCCACAACAAAAUCUCCAUCGUUAAUUUCUCGUCACCCACUCAACCGCUGCAAACCUCCUCGAAACUCCGACUGCCCCGGCCAUAGCCGCCGGAGAAGAAGAGGCAGAUGGCGGGAAAACCACCGACGACGGCGACGGACAUGGCCAUAGACCAGAUGCCCGAGACCCCACAUAGAGGGUCCCACCACCGUAGGGCCCACUCCGACACCUCCUUUCGCUUCCCGAACUUCGACGACCUCCUUCUCUUCGACCCUUCCGACCUCGAUCUCUCUGCCCUCCCUUCCCCUUCACCGUCUCCGUCCCCUUCUCCUUCACCGGCGGCACGUGGAGUCCCAGUGCCGGUCGACUCCUCCAAGUCCUCUGAUGAAUCCUCCGGUCCAAACCCCAGGGUUAGGAACAGGGCUUCUGGGUCUUCUGGGCCAAUUUCUCACUUUAGGAGUUUGUCUGUGGACUCUGAUUUCUUCGAUGGCUUGGGCUUCGCCGGAGACACUGGGAAAGAAGUGGUCGGAGAGAAGAGGCCUGGACAUGGGCAUAGCAAUUCCAUCGAUGGAUUGGAGGCAGAGUCGGCUUUGUUGGGAGUUGAUGGUGUUAAGAAGUCUAUGGGUCCUGAUAGGCUCGCUGAGCUCGCUCUGAUUGACCCCAAAAGAGCCAAAAGGAUUCUUGCUAACAGACAAUCAGCUGCGCGUUCCAAGGAGAGGAAGAUACGUUAUACAAAUGAGCUGGAGAAGAAGGUACAGACACUUCAGACAGAAGCAACCACCCUCUCAGCACAGGUCACACUCUUACAGAGAGACACUACUGGGUUAACUGCUGAGAAUAAGGAGCUCAAACUUCGAUUACAAGCUAUGGAACAACAAGCACAACUCAGAGAAGCAUUGAAUGAAAAAUUAAGAGAAGAAGUACAGCGGCUUAAGAUAGCUACUGGACAAAUGCAAACCAUAAAUGGCAAUCCUUUCAACAGGGGGCUCCCUCAAUUUGCUUCUCACCAGCCAGCCUUGCACCCUUUUGGUGGCCCCCAGGCCCAGCAACAGCAACAGCCGCAUCACAUGCUUCAGUCAUCCAACAAUAACCAAACUCGUAACGGGCAGCCUAAUCCUAGCUUCAUGGACUACAACCAGAGGGUGUAGAAUCAACUAAUAGGGAAUUUUAACGUGAAAUUGGCUCAGGUAGGUUUUGUACAUAUAGACAAUGUCAUAUGUAUAUGUAUUAUGGUGUUGCCAGGUACAAGAAGAUUGUGGAAAGUGUUUGUCUUUAAGAUCAAUUCUGUUGUAUCAAUUUACACACAUGGCUAUAUUGCUACUUACUAGUGCUAGAUUAGAAUCAGUAGAGAGUGUGUAGAACAAACCCUACAGAACCUUCGAUGGAGUGGUGGGUGGAUAUUAUGAUUUUGUAUUUCAUUGAAAAACCAUCCUCUCGAACAUGAACUAAUAAGACUAUUGAGAUGCUUUUAAUC
Messenger RNA from Ziziphus jujuba (common jujube), 1543 nucleotides. RefSeq names its product transcription factor VIP1. The transcript has 4 exons. Gene Ontology annotation, biological process: regulation of DNA-templated transcription. Gene Ontology annotation, cellular component: nucleus. Gene Ontology annotation, molecular function: DNA-binding transcription factor activity. The record is from RefSeq and is a predicted model, not a curated record. NCBI's taxonomy places the organism in Eukaryota, Viridiplantae, Streptophyta, Magnoliopsida, Rosales, Rhamnaceae. The coding region runs from base 198 to 1217 and encodes 339 amino acids.